Messenger RNA from Lates calcarifer (barramundi perch), 1079 nucleotides. RefSeq names its product tumor protein D54. Bases 121 to 750 code for a protein of 209 amino acids. NCBI's taxonomy places the organism in Eukaryota, Metazoa, Chordata, Actinopteri, Centropomidae. The record is from RefSeq and is a predicted model, not a curated record. Gene Ontology annotation, cellular component: cytoplasm. The transcript is spliced from 9 exons.
UGUGUGUGUAAUAGCCUCGGUGAUCCGGACCCGCCUCCUCCUGUCAGUUACUGAGUUGAGCUGACUGGAUGGAGGCAACAGCAGCGAUUAGCAACUAGCAAAACCCUCAGAGUUACAGCGAUGAACCGACCAGGUUUUGGCGGGGCUCCAUCAUCCAUGAACUUCUCUACGAGGACAACAGAAACAUCCAUUAAUGGAUCCUCACCUUCAGAUCUAACAGAGGAGGACCUGGACAAUCUACAGAUCGAACUGUCAAAAACGGAGGAUGAAAUUCAGACUCUGCGGCAGGUGCUUUUGGCCAAAGAAAAAUAUGCAGCAGACAUCAGGAGGCAGCUGGGUCUGAGUCCUCUCAGUAACAUCAAACAGAACCUAUCCAAAGGCUGGCAAGAAGUCCAGACCUCAGCCCCAUAUCUCACAGCCACUGCCACUUUGGAGGACAUCAGCCACUCUGCUGUAUACGUGAGGACACGGGAGGGUCUCUCUCAUGCAGGCCAGGUGACGUCCUCUGCGCUGUCCAGCAUAGGCGUGGCCGUCACCAGGAGACUGGCAGAGAUGAGAGCUCUGCCUCUUCCAAGCCCACCCCGCGCCCUGAGCCACACCAUCAGUGUGCCGUCUAUGAGACCCUCCAAUACGUUCAGGUCUUUUGAGGAAAUGGUCGGCAACGUGAAGGAUAAGGUGACUGGUGCUCUGUCAAACAACGGAGAUACGUCUGGAUUUGAAGGAAGAUCCUCACGCCACAGCACGAGAUAACUGACCACAAUUAUUUAUUUUUCAUACCUUGUAAAGUGAAGAAUUUUAUUUUGCUCCCUUUGGUCUGAAUUUGUCCACUGUUUAUUUCUGACUUAAUUAAUACAGAAUUACAAUAGAAUAUAUUAAAUUUGUAAAUUUAACCUCAAUAUCAAAGUAAUAUUUUCAUAAAUGUAAUGUAUUUAUUUUUAGAUACUGAGUGCAGUAAACCCAUCCUCUGAAAUCAGCUGAAUUACUUUCAAUAUGCAUUCAUUGACAUUAAUUGUGACAUUUCGCUCACAUAAAGUAUUUUUGUACUUUAAGAUUUUUCAGUUAAAGUCAAUUGAAUGGUG